UAUAAAACUACACUUCUUCUUCUUCUUCCAUCCAUCAAACCAUCGCCGCCGUGCCUCACCACCUCCAAAUCCGGAAAAAUGCCACCGAAGUUCGACCCAUCUCAAGUAGUAGAUGUCUACGUCCGUGUAACCGGAGGUGAAGUGGGUGCAGCUUCUUCACUCGCCCCCAAAAUCGGACCACUUGGUCUCUCCCCUAAGAAGAUCGGAGAAGACAUCGCCAAAGAAACAGCCAAGGAUUGGAAGGGUUUACGUGUCACUGUCAAGCUCACCGUUCAAAAUCGUCAAGCUAAAGUCUCCGUCGUCCCCUCCGCCGCAGCUCUAGUCAUCAAAGCCUUGAAGGAGCCGGAACGCGAUCGCAAGAAGGUGAAAAACAUCAAGCACUCCGGCAACAUUUCCCUUGACGAUGUCAUCGAGAUUGCGAAGGUGAUGAGGCCGAGGUCAAUGGCGAAGGAGUUGGCAGGGACAGUGAAGGAAAUCCUCGGAACUUGCGUUUCGGUUGGGUGUACUGUUGAUGGAAAGGAUCCGAAGGAUCUACAGCAGGAGAUUGCUGAUGGUGAUGUUGAAAUCCCUCUCGAUUGAUCAAUCUAGGGUUUUGAUUUUACUCGUAUUCCUCUUUCUCUUUCUUUUUCUAUCACAUUGUGUUUUUAAUUUAGGAAUUUUGAAAGUAACUCUAUCUUUACAUAGUUUUCUUUAGCAUAAUUGGGUUGAGUGUUUGAACUGAGAUAGCUACUUGUGGUGAAUUCCAGUUGAUUUCAAUGUGCUUUUGUAUCUUUUAUACAUUAAUCUUGAUGCAACACCAUUGAUACUCAA
Molecule: messenger RNA, 810 nt
Organism: Lactuca sativa (garden lettuce)
Lineage: Eukaryota; Viridiplantae; Streptophyta; Magnoliopsida; Asterales; Asteraceae
Product: large ribosomal subunit protein uL11
Biological process (GO): translation
Cellular component (GO): cytosolic large ribosomal subunit; ribosome
Molecular function (GO): large ribosomal subunit rRNA binding; structural constituent of ribosome
Source: RefSeq, a predicted model, not a curated record